GUGAGAGAAAAAGUGCGUAGUGUGCAGUGUCUGGAGUUUAAACAAGUUCAUUAACUGUGCUUGCACUCUGGAAACCUCAGACAGAACCUAGACAGUUUCUACUGUGAGGUUAUUAGCAACCGGUGUCGGCAUAUUUAAAUUUGAAACAAGUUGAAAUAUAUCAGUGACUUUAAAAAAGUCAGGAUUAUUUCAUUUGAAAUAUUUUCUAUUGAAAGGACUAAACUUAAAAGAAAAUGAAACAUCUCUUUGUACUUAUAUUCGUUUUGGUAGCUGUGCUGUUUAAAACAGUUCUCUCCCAGGGAAUCAAAUGCUCGAGCGGCCUUAAACGCUGCGACUGGGAAAACUGGAGCACGUGGUCCUCGUGCAGUAAAUCAUGUGGAAACGGCACGCAGACCAGGUCACGUGGUUUAUGCUGCUUUGAGAAGGACACAUUUGAUGAAUGCCUUACAAGCUGUGGUAUCAAAGACGAAUCAUUGGACUCGAAAAAUUGUGGCGCAGUCUGCCCGGCAGGUAACUGUACCUUUGAAAAACUUAAUGACACCGGUAUAGAGGCGACAGACUACCAAAAGUUAUAUGGAGACAAACCAGGACUUGUUAUCAAUCCACCAUUGCAUCUUCUCAGCACAGAAAAAUUUUGUGCACUGUCAUGUCGGGAGGCCAAUUUGCAGAAUGGGAUGUUUUGCUGGACAUACACUUUCAGUGAAAAGGACAAGUGUUAUCUGCACUUCUACUCGAAACCCUUGUCUCUCGCACAUCCAGAACUUCAAGGCCAGUCGAAGGGCGAGUCUGUCUACUUAAGAAAGUGUACUGACACUGUGGAAUGUCAAGCUACAAACGCCGACAUCGUGUUCAUCGUGGAUUCCUCGGGAAGUAUUGGUACAGAGAACUUUCAGAAAAUGAAAGUGUUCCUACAGAAUCUAGUCAACGGAUUGGACAUUGACCAGGACCUGGCGAGGGUGGGCCUUCUAGUGUUCAAUGAUAAAAUGAGGUGGGAGUUCAAGAUAGGAGAUCUUAACAAUAAAUUAGAUGUACUCAAGGCGAUCCAACGUAUCCAAUACGUCGUCGGCGGUACCUUAACGUCGGAUGCUCUGGAAAAAGUCCGGCUUGAGGGAUUUACCGCAAAUAGGACUGGGGUACCAAUGAUUGCCGUGGUGGUCACAGACGGGUUGUCACGCUAUCCGCCACUUACAAGGUUCCAAGCCAGUCUGCUGCGGAAAGAGAACGUACUGGUAUAUGCUAUAGGUGUUGGUAACAGCACAAACCAGAACGAGAUCUAUAACAUGGCUAGCAUUCCGGAGGAAAAAUACAUGUAUGAAUUCAGUAGUUUUGACAACCUGGACGCAAAUAACGUCUCACUGGCCGUGAAUUACGUAAAAUGCAAAGAGAAAUUUGCCACCACACCGCCCUCAACGGAAGUGACCACUGUUGCGAACAACUGUACAGACCUGGAACCAAACUGUGCAGGUUACGGCAAGGACGCGUGUACCGAUUAUAAACCAUGGGCUCAAUCGCAUUGUGCACUUUAUUGUGGUUUCUGUCAAGGCCCGUCAACAUCUCCAGAGCCAUGUUUUGAUGUACUGCCAAAUUGCGAUACGUACGGACAAUAUUACUGCGAGAAUAAAGAGUUUGUCAGCUGGGUGAAUAAGAACUGUCGGAAGUUUUGCGGUAUCUGCACGGCUCCAGGAUCUUCUACAGUUACAACACAACCGACUAUCGCCACGACAACAGUGCGAAUAUGCCAAGACACGGUCGACAACUGUGCGGGAUACUUAAAUUCCUGUAAUGACGAUAAAUACCGAGGAUUUCUGAAUGAACGUUGCCCAGCAUCCUGCGGUUACUGCCAGUCUCACCAGACUAUCAAUGGUACCACUGUGAAUGGCGUGAAGUGCCCAGACUGGUAUAUUCCAACGGAAUGUUACAUGGAGAACGUGUCCCCGGGCUGCUGCCCAAUACCUAAAUGUCCCGAUUCUACCUACGUCUUCACAGCUGACAAGGAGAAAUAACUGCAGAGCCCAGUAGACCACAAAUUUAAAGAGACAGUUACAAAUUCAACAUUUAUUACUAAAUUUCAAUGACA
Messenger RNA from Mercenaria mercenaria, 2077 nucleotides. RefSeq names its product matrilin-2-like. Lineage: Eukaryota; Metazoa; Mollusca; Bivalvia; Venerida; Veneridae. Bases 234 to 2003 code for a protein of 589 amino acids. The transcript is spliced from 11 exons. The record is from RefSeq and is a predicted model, not a curated record.